Molecule: messenger RNA, 913 nt
Organism: Seminavis robusta
Lineage: Eukaryota; Bacillariophyta; Bacillariophyceae; Naviculales; Naviculaceae
Source: the annotation of a GenBank genome assembly
GAGGGCUCUGGCAGCAAGACUGCCGAGGUGAAUGCGUUUCGGAGCGACCACCACAACCCGAGCGUCACAAAAGAUGACCAAGUAAUAGACGAGACAAUUGGUAUACUAUAGUUAGUUAUAGUGGACAACAAAAACCCAUCAUGAGCAAAGAGUUGGCGAGAGAGAUUCUGCAAUACGUCAAGUUACGAGAUCGUCCAUCUCGUUUGGAGUUGCGCAUUUGGGGCGGGACUCCCAUGAAUCGGAUCAUGAACAUUACGGCUCCUGUCGAGCAAGGUCAAUUGGUGUACCGAUUGGGUCACUAUCAAGAACGACGGACGCAUUGGGGCCAAUCGUAUGCCAAUGAAGUCCAGUGCGAAUUGAAAUUCAGUCCGGAACAUCUUCAAGGAGUGAUUGCUCUAAUCGAUGGCGCCAAUUACGGCGUCGACGAUGGCCGCAUUCAAGUCGUCAGUGUCGAACAGUCCAUUGUGUUGGCGCAGUUCCGAUUGCCCGUAGGAGACGAUCAGAGAGACACCAGACUCGAUAUCAUCAAGGGAGCUCUCACUACGCUCAUGGGGGAGUGAACGACAAAACAAAACAAAAUACAAACCAUUCAAUGAAAAUGAAAAUCAAUCCACAAAGAAAGGACCACACGAGGACGACACGUGUGUCAAUAUCCAAGAAUUGCUGCUUUUUUGUUGUGGAGAAAAUGGAAGCCCCCCCCCUGCCAGAGGCGACAAACAUCUCAAAGCAGAGCAACCAUUUUAUUUUAUGAAUGAAAAAAAGAGGAGAGAAAAAAGCUUUGUCAUCGACACGGCUUGACGUGGGACAGACAGAAAAAAAAAACACGCUUUCGCUUUUGGGAACAAUUUCAGCUGGCCCACAAACAAACAAACAAACAAACAAACAAACAAACAAACAAACAAACAAACAAACA